Kluyveromyces lactis is the source of this 396-nucleotide messenger RNA. RefSeq names its product phosphatidylinositol N-acetylglucosaminyltransferase GPI19 (gene GPI19). Gene Ontology annotation, biological process: GPI anchor biosynthetic process. Lineage: Eukaryota; Fungi; Ascomycota; Saccharomycetes; Saccharomycetales; Saccharomycetaceae. Gene Ontology annotation, molecular function: phosphatidylinositol N-acetylglucosaminyltransferase activity. The record is from RefSeq and is a predicted model, not a curated record. The coding region runs from base 1 to 396 and encodes 131 amino acids. The transcript has a single exon.
AUGAAUAAAGAAAGACAGUAUGGCGGAUUUUCCGUAUAUGUUUCAUCCACAUUAGUUGUCUUCUUUAUAGUUGUGUGGGCAUUCUUACCAAAGAUUAUACUACAAGGACAAGCCAUAGCCGAAGUUUACGAGAUAUUACCUCAAAGAUAUUGGUUAAUAGCCAUCCAAUGUCUUGUACUAAUGACAAUGCUUUUCACUUACGUCGGAAUGCUUUCCUAUAAUAUUGACAUGUUAACGGUCCCACUUGAUGAUAUGCGAACGAUAACUGAUACUCAAGGGAGAAUAGUUGAAUACAAAAACUUCUCGGAGUUAGAUUGGUACAUCACUAAUGAAACUAGCGGUGUUGCAGAUUUACCCAUAAAUGAAGUAAGCCGAGUGCUUUAUUUGCAGGAAUGA